AUGAUUGCUGAUUCAUAUUUUAUUAAACUAUUACUGCGGCAGUACAAGACAAACGAUGUACAGCAUUUACUAUUCGUCUUCAUCAGCAUACUAACUAUAGUUAGCUUCCUGCAAUGGCUGAUUAAGUUGUACAGUGAAUUGAGAAAAUUACCACCGGGCCCUUGGGGUUUCCCAGUAAUCGGUUAUUUGCUUUUUAUGGGCAAUGAAAAGCAUACCAGAUUCAUGGAAUUGGCUAAGCAAUAUGGCUCACUUUUCUCCACACGUUUGGGCAAUCAAUUAACCGUCGUUAUGAGUGACUAUAAAAUGAUAAGAGAAUGUUUCAGACGUGAAGAAUUCACUGGACGUCCAGAUACACCCUUUAUGCAAACAUUGAAUGGAUUUGGUAUAAUUAAUAGCACCGGAAAAUUGUGGAAAGAUCAGAGACGUUUCUUGCAUGAGAAACUUCGUCAAUUUGGCAUGACUUAUAUGGGCAAUGGCAAACAUAUCAUGGAAAAGAGAAUAAUGACGGAAGUCCAUGAAUAUAUUCACAAUUUACGCGUAUCUGACGGUCAACCGAUGGACAUGGCACCAGCAAUAUCUGUAGCUGUUAGUAAUGUCAUCUGUAGUAUUAUGAUGUCUGUACGUUUUUCGAUUGAUGAUCCCAAAUUCAGACGUUUCAAUUUUUUGAUUGAAGAGGGUAUGCGCUUGUUUGGUGAAAUACAUACUGUCGAUUAUAUACCAACAGUCCAGUACUUUCCAUCAAUUUUGACGGCAAAAAAUAAAAUCGCCAAAAAUCGUGAAGAAAUGCAAAAAUUUUAUCAGGAUGUCAUCGAUGAUCAUAAGAAAACUUACGAUCCUAGUAAUGUACGUGAUUUGGUCGAUUUUUAUUUGGCAGAAAUUGAAAAAGCAAAAUCGGAAGGCAGAGAUGAAGAACUCUUCGAUGGCAAAAAUCAUGAGGAACAAAUUGUGCAAGUCAUCAUCGAUCUAUUCUCAGCUGGAAUGGAAACAAUUAAGACCACACUUUUAUGGAUAAAUGUAUUUAUGCUACGCAAUCCAGAAGUGAUGCGUCGCGUGCAAGACGAACUUGAUCAAGUUGUUGGCCGUCAUAGAUUGCCGUCAAUUGAGGACUUACAAUAUUUGCCAGUGACUGAAUCGACAAUUUUGGAAUCAAUGAGACGUUCAAGCAUUGUACCAUUAGCAACAACUCACUCGCCAACAAGAGAUGUUGAAGUGAAUGGUUAUAAAAUUCCUGCCGGUUCCCAUGUAAUACCACUCAUUAAUAGCGUACACAUGGAUCCAAAUUUGUGGGACAAACCAGAAGAAUUCAAUCCACGUCGCUUCUUAGAUUCUGAAGGUAAAGUACGCAAGCCCGAAUAUUUUAUACCAUUCGGUGUGGGACGUCGUAUGUGCUUGGGUGAUGUCUUAGCACGCAUGGAACUUUUCCUAUUUUUCGCUUCAUUUAUGCACUGCUUCAAUAUAACACUACCCGAAGGCCAACCAUUGCCCAGUUUGAAAGGUAAUGUUGGCGCUACAAUUACACCGGAAUCAUUCAAGGUGUGCUUGACGCCGCGUCCAUUGGUGUUGAAUAGCACUGUUGCAGAACCACAUCACAUGCGUAAUGUGGGCUCAAACUAAAUGUAAUACCCGCGUAUUUCAAUUCAGUUCAUCUUUCAUCGAAGCUUCGGAGAGUACAAGAAUGAAUAUAAAAGAAAUUGAAAAUGAAUAAAUAAUCAUUCACAACGAUAACCGAGAAAUUGCAAAAAUGAACUUGAAUUGAAUUGUUUGUGUAUACCAGAGCACGGUUUAGUUCCUAACCGACGAAAGUCACUAAAACCAACAAUACCACAACAGCUACGAAAGCAACUAUAAAAAAAGGUUAAUUUCUUUUUUUUUUUAAAAAAAAAAAUAAUUUUUAAAAAGAUUUCUUUUAAGAAUAGUCUAAUUGUUGUGAAAAAAUUUAGUUUCUUUAUAGCAGAAUAAGAGU
Teleopsis dalmanni is the source of this 1963-nucleotide messenger RNA. RefSeq names its product cytochrome P450 18a1 (gene Cyp18a1). The transcript has 5 exons. Gene Ontology annotation, biological process: xenobiotic metabolic process. Lineage: Eukaryota; Metazoa; Arthropoda; Insecta; Diptera; Diopsidae. Bases 1 to 1614 code for a protein of 537 amino acids. Gene Ontology annotation, cellular component: cytoplasm; intracellular membrane-bounded organelle. Gene Ontology annotation, molecular function: oxidoreductase activity, acting on paired donors, with incorporation or reduction of molecular oxygen, reduced flavin or flavoprotein as one donor, and incorporation of one atom of oxygen; heme binding; iron ion binding. The record is from RefSeq and is a predicted model, not a curated record.